UGAAAAUUAAAAUUAGCAUUCGCCUCUAAUUAAUAAUAGUUUUACAUAUAUUAAAAUUUCGAUAUUUCCAAUAUUUUGGAAAAUGGCUUAAUAAUCAAAGAUCAAGGUACUUCAAUCCCUUCCUUAUGAAAACAAUCUAAUUCACACUUUAUGAGAAUCUGUAUAUAAACUCACGAAUCAUCGAUACAAUCAUCAGUCUCGUGUUGCAUUCACUUCUUUACUUAUUUUCUACUACGCAAGUUGCUAAAUUUUGAAAAUCUUUUCUCUCAUCAUGAAAACGUUUAUCAUCUUUGGUGCAAUUUUGGCUGCGGCUGCUGCAGGACGUCUCCCUGGACAUCGUGACGAGGACCACUAUCACUAUCACCAGCCGGCAGCCUCAGAGAAUGUAGCUAAUUCCGGUUACGACUAUCCUCAACCAGCUGCUUCAGAGAACGUUGCUUCCGGUUAUUACUAUCCUCAACCUCAACCAGCUGCUUCGGAAAACGUUGCUGCCGGUUAUUACUAUCCUCAACCUCAACCAGCUGCUUCGGAAAACGAUGCUUCCGGUUAUUACUAUCCGGAACCACAAACCGCAGCCUCAGAGACUAAAGCUUCCGGUUACGAGUACCCCAAGCCUCAAGCUCAAGCAAGCAACCUCUACUUGGCACCUGAACAUCAGGAAUCCAGACAAGUUGACAACACUUAUCUCGCACCUGAGGCCAGCGAAAUCGAGAACUCCUACAUUCCACCAAGCCAAGGUCACUUCUAAGAGAAUUCCAAAUUAUCCCCUCCGCAAGUGUUCUUUUGGAAAAAUUACUCUCCUGCUCCUUUCUCACUAAAUCUUCAGUUGACCAUUCGAAACAAUCUAUUGCCACUGU
Leptopilina heterotoma is the source of this 857-nucleotide messenger RNA. RefSeq lists its product as uncharacterized. The coding region runs from base 272 to 748 and encodes 158 amino acids. Lineage: Eukaryota; Metazoa; Arthropoda; Insecta; Hymenoptera; Figitidae. The transcript has 2 exons. The record is from RefSeq and is a predicted model, not a curated record.